AUGUCGGAUCAGAGUUGGAAUUCAUCAAGCUCUGACGAGGAUGUGGAACCCGAGUUAGGACAGUCUGACGAGUCGACUGGUACGCUCAGUAAGUGGACCAACUAUAUUCACGGAUGGCAGGACCGCUUGGUAGUGUUGAGCAACAACUCCUUGAGCUACUACAAAUCGGAGGACGAGCGAGAGUAUGGCUGCAGAGGAUCGCUCUGUCUCAAAAAGGCUGUUAUCACGCCUCACGAGUUUGACGAAUGCCGUUUUGACAUUUGCGUGAAUGACAGUAUCUGGUACUUGCGGGCCGAAAAUCCAGAACACAGGGAUCAAUGGAUCAAAGCUAUCGAAGAUCACAAGACUGAAUCAGGCUACAGUUCAGAGAACGGUCUCCGCCGCCAUGGCUCCAUGGUGUCUGUUACAUCCACCACCAGCGGCUUCUCCACCACCUCCACCUCGUCCUUUAAGAAAGGGCACAGGCUCAGGGAGAAGCUGGCAGAGAUGGAAACCUUCCGGGAUAUUCUGUGCAGACAGGUGGACACUUUGCAGAGGUACUUUGACACCUGCGCAGACGGAGACUGCAGAGACGAGUUCCAGAGAGACAGAGUGGAUGACGAUGUGGAGGACUUUACCUCAUCCCGACCAGACGGAGAUUACCUACUCAGCAGUAACGGCAGCAAGGAGAAGCUGUUCCCACUGUCCAACUCUAAAGAGCUAAACGGCAUUGAUUUCAAAGGAGAGGCCAUCACUUUUAAGGCCACCACGGCAGGGGUCCUGUCCACGCUGUCUCACUGUAUAGAGCUCAUGGUUAAGCGGGAGGAGACGUGGCAGAAACGCCUAGACAAGGAAAUGGAGAGGAGGCGAAGGGCUGAGGAGGCCUACAAGUCUGCCCUUUGUGAACUGAAGAAGAAGUCACACUACGGAGGACCAGAUUACGAGGAAGGACCAAACAGCCUUAUCAAUGAGGAUGAAUUCUUUGAUGCUGUUGAAGCAGCUCUGGACAAACAAGACAGGAUCGAGGAGCAGUCACAGUCAGAGAAAUGCAGGACAACCCGAACAAUACCAGUGACUCCUGGAGACAACUUCUCAUCAGUCAGCACACACAGAUACUCCAUCAAGCUCCAUAGUCACACUUCUUCCUUGUCUUCUCUUGACCUUGUCAGUGCUUCAGACGAUGUUCACAGAUUCAGCGCUCAGGUGGAGGAGCUGGUUAACAAUCACAUGACCUACUCCCUGCAGGAUGUGGGUGGAGAUGCCAACUGGCAGCUGCUGGUUGAGGAGGGAGAAAUGAAGGUUUACCGGAGAGAAGUGGAAGAGAAUGGUGUUGUGCUGGACCCCCUCAAAGCCACACAUGCAGUCAAAGGCGUUACUGGCCACGAAGUCUGUCACUAUUUCUGGGACACAACCUUUCGCAGUGACUGGGAGACGACAGUCGAGAGCUUUAAUGUGGUGGAGACAUUAUCUGACAAUGCAGUUAUUGUCUACCAGACACAAAAGAGGGUAUGGCCCGCCUCUCAGAGGGAUGUUCUUUAUGUAUCAGCGAUUCGUAAAAUCGUCUCCACCAAUGAGAAUUAUCCAGAUACAUGGCUUGUGUGCAACUUUUCAGUGGAUCAUGACAAUUACCCGAUCUCAAACAGAUGCAUCCGUGCCAAAAUCAAUGUGGCAAUGAUCUGUCAGACCAUGGUCAGCCCACCAGAGGGUGAUAAGGAGAUCAGCAGAGACAACAUCCUCUGUAAAAUUACAUAUGUGGCCAAUGUCAACCCAGGAGGCUGGGCACCUGCCUCUGUCCUGCGGACUGUGGCCAGAAGGGAGUAUCCAAAAUUUCUGAGGCGUUUCACGUCCUAUGUUCAAGAGAAGACCAGUGGGAAUCCGAUCCUAUUCUAA
Molecule: messenger RNA, 1869 nt
Organism: Chanos chanos (milkfish)
Lineage: Eukaryota; Metazoa; Chordata; Actinopteri; Gonorynchiformes; Chanidae
Gene: cert1a
Product: ceramide transporter 1a
Exons: 17
Coding region: 1-1869 (622 amino acids)
Biological process (GO): ER to Golgi ceramide transport
Molecular function (GO): lipid binding
Source: RefSeq, a predicted model, not a curated record